This is a messenger RNA of Lactuca virosa, 628 nucleotides long. The record is from the annotation of a GenBank genome assembly. Lineage: Eukaryota; Viridiplantae; Streptophyta; Magnoliopsida; Asterales; Asteraceae.
UGUGACGAAUGUUCUAAUAAAUUCAAAUUCAAGCUUCAUCGAUAUGCUAAUGUUCUCCAAAUGUGGUGAUGAAAUCCAUAAGCCCCAUAAACGGAGACAUUCAAUCAGAAGUUCCACAACUUUGCAGAUCGUUAGAUUGAAUAAUCAUCGUUCAUCCUUCGUUGUUCCACCAUGGAGAACAAUUUUGAUCAGGAAGGAGCUGUAUUUGUUUCUAAGGUACUACAACAUGAAUGCUGUAUUUGUUUCUUUAACACUUUAUGGAAUAGUUUCAGACUUUCAACCAACACAGAAACUUCAAUCAGGUAUCGGCAUCAGCAUCAGGGAGAUCAGUUUCAACUUCAGCGAUCAGUGUGUCAUCAAUAGUCUUCAUGGUCUUGUGUUCAUCAGGGGAUGAUCUUCAGUGACAUGAACUUCCAUCAGCAUAUCGAUAGAGUCUUCAAGGUCUUGUGCUCAUCAGGAGAUGAUCAAUUUGUCUAAGUUGUAUUAUUUUGCUAGUUUUUUUAUAAUAAAAUUAUGUAUUUGUAUUGGAGGUGCUUUUAGUGUUUUAGGGAAAUGUUUGAUUUAACACAUGGAAAUGAUAUUUGUGGAAUCACAAGUGUCAAUGUAUUAUUAUUGGUAGAAAUGCGGU